AUGUAUAAGAGAAAACUCGAAAACGUCGAUAUUGGGAGCAUCGUAGUCUCUCAAUUACAAGAGAGGCAUAUAAAGAGGAUCACUGUCAAGGAAAGCCCCAAAAUUGGUGCUGAAGCACCUAUGCCAUUAUUACAACAGGCGGCCGUUGUCACGUCAUUUGAAGAUGAAAUAGUAGUCUCGGACCAGAUACUUGUCCCUCAAAGAUUGGAUGAUUACGAAAUUUUGGUUCGCAACAAGUACACAGGAUUGAAUCAUGUGGAUUGGAAAUCCAAAAAAUACCAUUUUAACAUUCAUUCUUUCCCGUGGGUCAAUGGUAGGGAGUCUAGUGGUAUUGUAGUCCGCAGGGGCGCAAAAGUUUAUAAAGAGAAAUUUCCAAUUGGAGCUAAGGUGUUUCUAGCAAGCACAUGUUACCGCGAGCUCAAACGGUCUACAUUCCAGGAGUUCACGCUCUUCGAUUCCAGACUUGUUUGGAGAUUGCCAUGCGAGAUGUGCUCGGAUGGUGUCUCUCGCAAGAAGUUCGGACUGGAUUUCGCAGCAGGUGUUGGUGUGGCCCUGGUGACAGCAGGCUCUGCACUCUCAUCCUUUGUUGAUUUUCAGAAUGUCGGAAAGGCAAAUGAAAUUCGAGAAAAAUCGUUGAUCAUUUGGGGAGGCUCGAGUUCCGUGGGCAUAUUCACAAUUCAGCUUGCCAGGAAUCUAGGAAUAUUCAAGAACAUCAUAGCCGUGUCCAGCUUGAAAUAUGAGCAUUAUCUGAAAGAGCUAGGAGCUACGGCCGUUGUGGAUAGAACGCUUGCUCCAGGUGAGCUAAUACAGACGGUCAAAGACAUAUGCCCUACGGGGAUCGAUUGUGGAGUCGACGUAAUUUCGAGAAAGACAGCAGAGCUUUUACUGGAGGUUCUGAAUGAUGGGAUGGAAACCAGAAAGGUUCUUGUAUGCCUCAGCGGCACUCCUGGUGAGAACGCGAGGGCCAAACAUCCCGACACUGAAGUGGAGCCCGUAGGAAUUAAAAAAUUUCACGAGGACCUGGUAUUCGGAGAGAAUUUCGUGAAAUUUACUUCCGAUCUCUUUGAAAAGGGUCAACUAUGCCCAGUACCUAGCGUCAGGGUUUUCAAAGGGUUCGGAACUUUUGGUGUUGGGUUAAAGAAUGGGUUAGCGGAGCUCGAGGAGCGUGACGCUAGCGCGGAGAAAUUUGUAGUACGUUUGUAA
Messenger RNA from Lachancea lanzarotensis, 1203 nucleotides. RefSeq names its product LALA0S01e19042g1_1. The transcript has a single exon. NCBI's taxonomy places the organism in Eukaryota, Fungi, Ascomycota, Saccharomycetes, Saccharomycetales, Saccharomycetaceae. The record is from RefSeq and is a predicted model, not a curated record. The coding region runs from base 1 to 1203 and encodes 400 amino acids. Gene Ontology annotation, molecular function: oxidoreductase activity, acting on NAD(P)H.